AAGAUUGAGGUUAUGCGAAAUGCGAUUAAAAAUCUUUCGUGACCAGAAUUAUCAGAAAAUUACUGUAGUCGUCUCCGUAGUGUAAUUAUUCAUAGUUUACUGGACCAAAUACGCUAAUUAAUACGAAAACUGUGAGUCAUUCGUGAUGUGAAACAUUAAUCUGAUAAUUCUCAUUGUUCAGUCAAUUUUCAAUUACUAGUUGGAAGUUUCCGAAGCACUGAACCGCGUAUCGGGCAUGGUUGCUCAGUGAAUCAAUAAGGCUUUUGUAUUUUUUCCAUUUUCUGCGGAGUUACUCUUUGGAUCACUACAAUGGCAACCACUCAUCGUUAUAAAACCACACCAAAUUUAACUAAGUUAGUAUCUCAACUUCGGAUAAGGAUCCAACCAGGGCACAGGCUAAUUAGAAACAGGGAUGGCCCACCUGGAAGAAUUAAGAAGCUGAGUCAGAUUGUUACUGGCUUAUUGAAGUAUGAAAGGCUAGAGCUGAACUAUACUAAAGCAGAUGAAGCCAGAGGAUAUGUCGAACGGUUAAUCUCUGAGGCUAUCAGGCAUGGUGACUGUCACACUCCAACAAUGGAAAUGGCCGACCGCUGGAUUACAGAGAAGCAAGUUAUCCACAAGUUGUUCAAAGUAUUGGCUCCCCGCUACCAGAACAGUCCACUUUCCUACACAAAACUGUACCGGGCUCCUAAACUUUUCACACAAGACCCGUAUCCAAAAUCUAUUCUUGAACUAAGAGGUAACCCGUAUCCACCCCUUGUACCCAAUCUAAGCCAUAACCGCAAUUUAAUUCAUAAUGUUCUUUUGGAGGAAGCGAAGAAGGAAUACAGAGCAAGAAAAUACGCAGAGAUGUCCGAAAAACUUGCCUCAGCAGAUUUAGCAGCGUCGGCGACAGAAAGUGAGAAGUCCACAUUAUCCCAAAAUCAGGAGAAUUUAAAGGCUGAAACCGCCUCACCACUAGAAAAAUCUCCAGGUUUAGUAGAGGAAGCCGUCGAUCAAAAUGAGGGAAAGUCUCCUGAACCUGAAAUUCUUGAAAAACCAUUGGGAGAGCCCAAAAGUAGUUGAAUGUGAUGUUAAGUUGUUAUUAGUUUUCAUGUUUUGUACAUCUUUUUAAUUCAGAUUCAAAUACAAAGUAUUGAUAAGAGUUCCAAA
Molecule: messenger RNA, 1152 nt
Organism: Bemisia tabaci
Lineage: Eukaryota; Metazoa; Arthropoda; Insecta; Hemiptera; Aleyrodidae
Gene: mRpL17
Product: mitochondrial ribosomal protein L17
Biological process (GO): translation
Cellular component (GO): ribosome; mitochondrial large ribosomal subunit
Molecular function (GO): structural constituent of ribosome
Source: RefSeq, a predicted model, not a curated record